CAAGGGUGGAGGAGGAGGAGAAAUGAUGCCUCCUCCUUGCCAGGCUUUUCCAUUGAACCUUGAAACCAUUCAUGGAAGCUGAUGGCAAUAUUCUUGUUCCUUUGCGUCAGAAGGCAAAAAAGAAAAGUCAAGGGUUCUUUAUAAUGAGCCGACGGAGGAUAUCCUGCAAAGAGCUGGGGCAAGCUGAUUGCCAAGGAUGGCUCUACAAAAAGAAGGAAAAAGGAGCUUUCAUUGGCAACAAAUGGAAAAAGUUCUGGUGUGUGCUAAAGGAGUCAUCCCUGUAUUGGUACAGCAGUCAGCUGGCUGAAAAAGCAGAAGGAUUUAUAAGACUUCCAGACUUCAGUGUGGAUCGAGCAAUUGAAUGCAAAAAAAAGCAUGCUAUUAAGAUCAGCCACCCACAGAUCAAGACAUUUUAUUUUGCAGCAGAAAAUGUUCUGGAAAUGAACAUGUGGCUAAGUAAGCUGGGAAUGGCAGUAGACCCUCAGGCACCAAACAGGAGGAAUGAGGAAGAAUGCUACAGUGAAAGCGAACACGAGGAUCCAGAAAUAACAGACACGCCACCUCCACCCUACACAGCCCAGACACCACCUCCUACUUCCCAGGAUCAGCAGAAGUCAUCAUUCACCUCAACUCUGUCAAGUGAAGCAUCUUGUUCUCUCUCCUCUCCUGAAAGCACUUUCAACUCUCAAGAAUCAUCAUCGUCCUUGACAUCCAAAGUGGUUUGUUCCGAGAGGCAGUCCUGGCUUGACCUGGUUUCCAGCUCUGCCACGGAAGAGGGUGAUCAGCCUUUAACGUUCUGCGUACAGAUCCAUUCUGAUGAGCCACCAGAAGUGGUCUGUGGAGAUGCAGCAGAGAGCCAGGAAGUCCAUCUUUCUGAACCCAAUGGUGGAUCCCAAACCUCUUACCUAAGUGCAGAUACACAUUGUCUAGCUGUGCCAGAUGCAACAGGACAACGAUCAUUAGCCAAAGACCAGGAAAAAUAUGAUGAUGAUGAUGAUGAUGAUGAGAUGGAGCGACUUUAUAAGUCAUUGGAGCAAGCAAGCCUGUCUCCCAUUGGUGAUCGUCGACUGUCGACUAAGAAGGAGCUUAGGAAGUCAUUUAUCAAGCGCAGCAAAAACCCUUCCAUUAAUGAGAAACUCCACAAAAUUCGAAUGCUGAACAGUACAUUGAAGUGUAAGGAACAUGACCUGGCCACAAUUAACCAGUUGCUAGAGGACCCAAAGUUGACAGCAGUGAAGUACAGAGAGUGGAGGAGCACAAACAUCAUGCUGGUCCAAGAUAUUUAUCAGCAGCAGGAGGUCCAGGACAUGUCCACAGAGAAUAGUGAACAGCAAGAGAUGACUGCACAGCCAAUCUCUGAAAGUGCUAUUUGA
This is a messenger RNA of Cinclus cinclus, 1373 nucleotides long. It is a transcript of the gene IPCEF1, whose product is annotated as interaction protein for cytohesin exchange factors 1. The transcript is spliced from 11 exons. Lineage: Eukaryota; Metazoa; Chordata; Aves; Passeriformes; Cinclidae. The coding region runs from base 72 to 1373 and encodes 433 amino acids. The record is from RefSeq and is a predicted model, not a curated record.